AACAGCCAUCGGAAGGAAGGGCAUCGUUGAAGAACUCUCGGCAUGCAUUCCUCUCGGCACCUUGGGCGUUAGCGUCAAUAUUCAGGCGAUUCCAAAGCCGCCAUAUCGAGGUGUUCUUGGCUUCGGAUAGGGUCCUUGGGUAGGUCAGCGAACAUACGAUCAUGUCUUCUACUUUUCCUUGGCUCUACAGUUUGCUGUCAGCAUUUCAAGGGUUCGUACAUCUAGAACUCGGGAGACAUGAGGCAAAGACAUUAGGAACAAGUCAGCACACGGAUCGCUGGCUUCGUGCUCAUGAGACUUGCGACCUCGGAAGCCCUUGGAGAUUUGAAGGGAACAGAUGGCGCUAGACCGAAUAAGGCAUAUCGAUAACCUUAAUUUUCCAGGGACCAAGAAAAGUUCGUCAUCGCUCGUCGCAGAACAUCCGCAACCUUCACGAUGCCCACUGAGCUAGAAGAGCUAGUCGAGUUUCUACACCAUGGAAACACGCAAAUACGGCAAGUGGCUGCGGACCACCUCGUCGGCUACUCGCAGUCGCACACGACUCUAUUCAAGCGCAACCAGCUUGCGCCUGUCAAGGACCUAAAGCUCCUCGUCAAGGACUACGCGCCGAUCGCGAAGAACGCCCUCACGAUCCUCAUCAACAUCUCGCACGACGGCGAGGUGCAAAAGGCCCUUGCGGAGGACGACGCCUUCCUCGAGACGCUUCUGUCGCGGAUAACCAGCAAGAAGGAGCAGAAUGCGAACGAGAUGGCAAUGCUCCUCGCCAACAUGGCGAAGGAUGACUCCCUCCAACGGGUACUGGAGCUAAAACGAGACAUACCAAAGGAGCUCUCCAAGUCAAAGUGGGCUAUGGAUCAGCUGCUAGACUGCUUCGUCAAGGGGGCGGGAGGAGGCUACAACAAGGACGCCGACUACGACUACCUGUCGUACUUCUUCGCUGAUCUGGCCAAGUUCCCAAAAGGCCGCAAAUACCUAACCACCCCGCAAUCCCACGAUGACGACGUCAUUCCCUUAACGAAACUCCAAGUCUUCACCUCCCACCCCUCGCACGUCCGCCGCCUCGGUGUAGCCUCAGCGAUCAAGAACGCCGCCUUCCUCGUCUCCUCGCACCGCGCCCUGCUCUCGAACCUCUCGCCCGACCCGAACCUGCCUCCACCGCAUAUUGGCGCGAAUCUCCUGCCCUACAUCCUCCUCCCGCUCAUGGGCCCGGAAGAGUACUCGGACGAAGAUACAGAAGGCAUGCUUGACGAACUGCAAUUGCUGGAGCCGGAUAAGGAACGGGAGAAGGAUGCGGAGAUUAUCAAGACGCAUUUGGAGACUCUGCUACUCCUGAGCACAACAUGGGGGGGGAGAGAUGUGCUGAGGAAGGUUAAGGUGUAUCCGAUUAUUAGGGAGUGCCAUUUGCAUGUAGAGGAUGAGGGUGUGAGGGAUGCAUGUGAUCGAGUGGUGCAGAUUAUCAUGCGGAAAGAGGAGGGGGAAGAGGAAGACGCGCCGAACGGUGCGGGGGAUAGGGGGAGGUUGGUGGAGCUGAAGGAUGAAGAAGAGGACGAGGAUGAGAAGAUCGUUGAUAUCUGCUGAAGAUUCGAUAUGCCUAAAUCUGAAUCCUCG
Messenger RNA from Trematosphaeria pertusa, 1608 nucleotides. RefSeq names its product DUF383-domain-containing protein. The record is from RefSeq and is a predicted model, not a curated record. The transcript has 5 exons. The coding region runs from base 436 to 1578 and encodes 380 amino acids. Lineage: Eukaryota; Fungi; Ascomycota; Dothideomycetes; Pleosporales; Trematosphaeriaceae.